Molecule: messenger RNA, 2172 nt
Organism: Phyllostomus discolor (pale spear-nosed bat)
Lineage: Eukaryota; Metazoa; Chordata; Mammalia; Chiroptera; Phyllostomidae
Gene: HACD1
Product: 3-hydroxyacyl-CoA dehydratase 1
Exons: 7
Coding region: 72-938 (288 amino acids)
Biological process (GO): sphingolipid biosynthetic process; very long-chain fatty acid biosynthetic process; fatty acid elongation
Cellular component (GO): endoplasmic reticulum membrane
Molecular function (GO): 3-hydroxyacyl-CoA dehydratase activity
Source: RefSeq, a predicted model, not a curated record
GGCGGCGGUUGGGGGCGCCUGCUCCUCCCUGCGCGAGCUGGCGGCGCCGAGCCCCCUGUGCGCCGCGGCACAUGGGGCGCCUGACUGAGGCGGCGGUAGCGGACAGCCGAGCUUCAGCUGCGAGCUCUGCAGGGUCCCCGCCCACUCCCCUUCCCCUCUCGGCCACCUACCCCAGCUGCACGGCCACCAUGGCGUCCAGCGAGGAGGACGGCACCAACGGCGGCGCCUCGGAGACCGGCGAGGAGAGGGAGGCCCCUAGCAAGAGAAGGCGCCUAGGCUGGGCGGCUACCGCCUGGCUCACCUUCUACAACAUUGCCAUGACCGCGGGGUGGUUGGUUCUAGCUAUUGCCAUGGUACGUUUUUAUAUGGAAAAAGGAACACACAAAGGUUUAUAUAAAAGUAUUCAGAAGACACUUAAAUUUUUCCAGACAUUUGCCUUGCUUGAGGUAGUCCACUGUUUAAUUGGAAUUGUACCUACUUCUGUGAUUGUGGCUGGGGUCCAAGUGAGUUCCAGAAUCUUUAUGGUGUGGCUCAUUACUCACAGUAUAAAACCAAUCCAGAAUGAGGAGAGUGUGGUGCUUUUUCUGGCCGCGUGGACUGUGACAGAGAUUACUCGCUAUUCCUUCUACACAUUCAGUCUUCUGAACCACUUGCCAUACUUCAUUAAAUGGGCCAGAUACAAUUUUUUUAUCAUCUUAUAUCCUGUUGGAGUUGCUGGUGAACUUCUCACAAUAUAUGCUGCCUUACCAUAUGUGAAGAAAACUGGAAUGUUUUCAAUAAGACUUCCUAAUAAAUACAAUGUCUCUUUUGACUACUAUUAUUUUCUUCUUAUAAUCAUGGCUUCAUAUAUACCAUUGUUUCCACAACUCUAUUUUCACAUGUUACGUCAAAGAAGAAAGGUGCUUCAUGGAGAGGUGACUGUAGAAAAGGAUGAUUGAAUGACUUCUACAAACAUGGUGCUUUUUCCAGAACAACCAGGAUCACUCGAGUCCAAGUUUUAAUAACAAGAAUAAACAACUUCAUGAAAAGUUACAGAUUGUAUUAUUUCUUCAAAUACAACUUGAGACACGUGGUAUUUGUCAGUAUUUGUCUUCACAUUGUGCCAGGUCCAUUUUCUAUAAGAACUAUACAAAUGUUUAUCAACUUUUGGGUAGGUGAUGAUCAUUAAGAAAAUGAUUGGUAUUUUAUAGCACCUUAAAAAACCUUUUGUUUUUUCUUUUUUAGUUUUAUAAUUUUUUGCAACAUAUGCUCAAAGCUUUUUAAAUCAAUAUUUAGAAAUUAGUUUAGUGAUUUAACAUUAUAUGCCUGCUGUGAUAACCUGUGAUAUUUAUAAAUGAAAGUAAAUGCAGAAUUAUAAUAACUUCUUAAUAAAUGUAUUAGUGUUUCUUGAACCUAAGAUCUAUUUUUUCAAGCUAUAAGGGAGCAUUUUGAUUACUAACAAUUUUUGGAAGUAUGGAUAUAAUUGCUGUUGUGAGACUUUAGAUGUAGACGUCACAAUUGGAAAAUAUACUUUGGAAAUAUGUCUAGGCCAUUGAAAUUACUUAUACUACUAAGCAUCUUUAUCUUUAUCUAUUUAUCUUUAUUUGAAUUAGCCAUUCAAGGAUAACCUCUUCAAAUCCAAGGGUUUUAAGUAAUUAGAAACAACAUAAGUAUAUACUUUGCCUCACUUGGUGAGGCAACCUGGUGACAUUAGCUGUGUUUAUAAUGUUACACUCAGAACUCUGGCUGAGAAAGGCUGCUCUGUAGCGUGGAAUUAUCUAUCGAAAUCAUGUUAUGAUCAUUUUUUUGUGGUGCUGAGAUACAAGGAAGUUUUGGGCUAUGGUCUGAAACCAGACUCCUUUUAUCUGAAUUUCACUGAAGAACAGAAGUCUUACAACAAAGCUCCUGUCUACAUAUUUAAUAGAAAAAUACACCGAAAGUAUACCUUCAUACUGUUUCAAUUCUUAAGUAAUCCCUUAAGAAUUUUCCCCUUAUAUUAAGGUUUGCUUUUUACUGACCCAGUUUAGAGAGAAUACUAGAUAUGUGACUUAAAAAGAAAAGGAACUAGUACCUGCUCUAAUAUGUAGGUGUAAUUGUGGCUUUAUUUGCUCUACAUUGUUUACAUUUACAUCAACAUGUAACAUUGCACUUCAAAAUUUUGUCAUCACCUCCUUUUCAAAUGUUUUCACAUCA